Messenger RNA from Aspergillus steynii IBT 23096, 892 nucleotides. RefSeq names its product vacuolar protein sorting-associated protein 29. The record is from RefSeq and is a predicted model, not a curated record. The transcript has 4 exons. Bases 190 to 792 code for a protein of 200 amino acids. Gene Ontology annotation, cellular component: endosome; retromer complex. NCBI's taxonomy places the organism in Eukaryota, Fungi, Ascomycota, Eurotiomycetes, Eurotiales, Aspergillaceae. Gene Ontology annotation, biological process: intracellular protein transport; retrograde transport, endosome to Golgi.
CUGUAGAGCACGGAGUAUAGUACUCUGUACCCUGUACUCUGCCAGCAGGGUAGGGCUUAGGGUUGGGCGGCGGGCUGGGCGGUGAGGCCGCCGGGCAAACUGCCUGCUGCCGCCUGGAGAUCUCCUGCGUCAGCUGUCCCCCGUUGAUUUCCCUUUCCUUCCCCAUUCCUCCUUUCCAGCUCCUUCAGAAUGACCUCGCGUCUGGUCUUGGUCAUUGGUGACCUCUUCAUCCCCGACCGCGCUCCGGAUCUCCCAGCUAAGUUCCGGAAGCUCUUGACGCCCGGCAAGAUCGGCCAGAUCCUGUGCCUGGGCAACCUGACCGAUCGCCAUACAUUCGAGUUUCUCCGCCAGGUGGCCCCCGACCUGCAAUUGGUGAAGGGUGACUUCGACGUCGACUCCCCCAACCUUCCGCUCUCCAAGGUUGUCACCCACGGCAGCCUCCGCAUCGGCUUCACCCAUGGCCACACCAUCAUCCCGCCGGGCGACGCCGACGCCCUACUGAUUGCUGCGCGCCAGAUGGAUGUGGAUAUCUUGCUCUGGGGUGGCACCCAUCGAUUCGAGGCGUUUGAGAUGGAGGGCCGGUUCUUUGUAAACCCGGGCAGUGCCACGGGUGCCUUGAGCACAGGGUAUUGGCCUGAGGGAGAAGACCCCACGCCCAGCUUCUGCUUGAUGGACAUCCAAGGAGACGUGCUGGUGCUCUACGUCUACCAGCUUAAGACGGACGCCAACGGGGCUGAGACCGUCGCCGUCGAGAAGGUUUCCUUCCGCAAGAACAAUGUCCCGUCUUCAUGAGUUGACCUUCAUCUAUUUCCCCCUUUCCUUGCUUGUAUAUACGCCAUAGAAACAGACACGAUUACGACCCUCUAAUUCAAAUUGACGUUUUAUCCCUCCA